Messenger RNA from Plasmodium relictum, 1005 nucleotides. RefSeq lists its product as hypothetical. The coding region runs from base 1 to 1005 and encodes 334 amino acids. The transcript has a single exon. Lineage: Eukaryota; Apicomplexa; Aconoidasida; Haemosporida; Plasmodiidae. The record is from RefSeq and is a predicted model, not a curated record.
AUGAUUCAUUUGAUAGUGCAGGUUUUUUCUUUUAAUUUUACAAACGCAGUAUGUUUUUCAUUUUUAAUUUUUAUAAUUUUAUUUUCAUUUUAUUCAAAAAAUAAAUAUAUGCAUAAAUUCAAUAAUAAUAAUAAUAUCUGCAAAAAAAAAUAUUAUAUAAACUCUCGCAAAAAUAAAGGAGAUAUUUCGAAGAAUUUAAGUAAAAAAACAAAUAAUUUGACUGAUAAUAAAGAGAAUGAUAAUCUAAAAUAUGAGAAGAAAUUUCUUUUUAAAAGGAAAAAUAAAUUUUUAAAAAAAAUGAAGCAAAAAUUAUUUCAUAAUAAUUUAACAUAUUAUAAUUUUAGAUAUAUAUUAGACUUUAAUGUAAGUAAAAAAGCUAAAAAAAAAAAGAGGAAACUAGUCUAUAGUAUAUCAAAUGAAAAAAAAAAAAAAAUAAAUAUAAAAAAUAAGAAUUUAUAUGAAAAUAAUAUUGCACAAACUACCAUAAUAGAAGAGAAAGCUAAACCUUUCGCUAUUUUUAAUAAUGAAAAAAAAGAAGAUAUAGAAAAAAUGCUAGUAGAUCUAAGAGAUAUUUAUGAUAAUUUAAAAAUUUUAGUUGACAAUAGAGAUUUAAAAGAGAAAAAAAAAACAAAUUUAUUUGCAGCAGCAAAUAUAAAUAAUGAAAAACCUUUAAAGAAAAAUGCACAUCCUUUAAAUAAUAAUGAAGGAUUAAAUUAUGAAAAAAUGCAUAAUUGUGUGUAUGAAAAGUUCAAUAAAGAAAAUAUAACAUCACAUAAAAAUGAAAUAGAAUCUUAUAUUUGUGAUCUAUUUAAAAUAUAUAAAAAAAUAGAAUUAUUAAAAGAUACAAACACAUAUAAAUAUGUGUGUACGUUUAAUGAAUAUUGUAAUUUUCUAUUAAAUUUUAAAGUAUUAGAUUAUUUAGAUAUAUGUAGAAAUAACAAUAUAGCUAAAGAAAUAAGUACCAAUCUAAUACAAAAAGUAAUUAUCUACAUGUGGAGAAUUUAA